CCCUGUAGCGAACAACAAGCACUCGCGGUUACAGCGAUCACCAUGUCGUCGUGGAAGAUCUUGGUUCUGUUGACUACCUGCUUUAGCGCUCUCCUGGGCGUCCGAGCGCAGCAGGUCAACGUGAGAGACCCCGAGCUGGGAGAAUUUCAGGACGACGGCAAAUGUUUUCCGUUGAAGCAGCCAUGGUUCGUGGCGUUCCGUAACUACGAGGCGGACCCUUUCUUCGGCCUGGCUGCCAAGUGCGUUCGCUUUAGCCCCACGGACGUCCCUUACGUCGACAACGCUACUCACGUCAAGGUUGAGUUCGGGGACCACGACAGUCUGGACCUGAGCGUUCAGCUGGUUCGCACUGAUGGUUAUCACCACCAAAAUGCUCUCCGGGUCUCACCAACAGGAGGAGCACAGGUGGAACUUGACCUCCCGAUCGAUUACGUCGACUGCAGCACCUGCAAGAUCCUCAGACACCCCUACGCAGGCAGGGCAGCGUGCAGUUUACUGGUCACUGCAGAGCACAUCGAGAACCCUCCCAACGCCUGUCACUUCAUCUAUCGACUGCUGUGUGGUGCCACUAAAAUUCCCAUCUACGACGAAAGCUGCAAGAAGCACCACUGAUCACUCCUAUGACGACCACAUCAUCUCGCCAUUGCCCUGUAUAUACCAGAUAAUCGUUUUACAAUUAAGCAAAUGUACAUAUAAAUAUAUC
This is a messenger RNA of Rhipicephalus sanguineus (brown dog tick), 703 nucleotides long. RefSeq lists its product as uncharacterized. Gene Ontology annotation, biological process: symbiont-mediated perturbation of host defenses. Gene Ontology annotation, molecular function: amine binding. The record is from RefSeq and is a predicted model, not a curated record. The coding region runs from base 43 to 612 and encodes 189 amino acids. The transcript is spliced from 5 exons. Lineage: Eukaryota; Metazoa; Arthropoda; Arachnida; Ixodida; Ixodidae.